AUGUUAAUAGAGCAUCUCACCUUCGGGGACAUCCUCUCUGUUGCGCCUGCAGUCAUGGCGCAGGCGGACAAUCUGAAAAACCUCAUUCAACGGGCGCAAGCGGAGGUCCUCGUUCGUGAGGCCCUACAGGAAUUGGAUGUCUGGGGUGCCGGCGCGGUCUUCAGUCUCACAUCUUACACCGAUUCACGUAAACAACGUGUACCACUCAUUACGGACUGGAAGAAUGUGGUCACCCAGGUAAAUAAGUUGUCUGCCUACAAAAAACAGCACAGCUCUGUUUAG
Dibothriocephalus latus is the source of this 282-nucleotide messenger RNA. Lineage: Eukaryota; Metazoa; Platyhelminthes; Cestoda; Diphyllobothriidea; Diphyllobothriidae. The record is from the annotation of a GenBank genome assembly.